UCCUUUGCCUUCCACGUGUCAUCUCAUUUCCUCGACGAGUCACGAAGUUUCUAAAUUUUAAGAUUAUAAACCGCCUCUGCACCUGUUUAAUGCCAUUGAGUUAAAUCAAAUAACAUUUCAAAAAUCUUAGUGAAAUUAAUUAUUAUUAAUAUUAUUUUUGUGUAUUUUGUGGGAUGUGGCAGCAGACGUGGAAUACGCCUUACCGGAAAGAUGACGUGGAAGCCGGAGCAAGGCCGUUGUAUCCAUCGAUGGUGGAGAAUCCACAUCUCCGUUGGGCUUUUAUUCGGAAAGUUUACUCAAUUUUGACUCUUCAAUUGCUUCUCACAAUUGCUGUUGCCUCUGUGGUCGUUACGGUUCAUCCAAUUGCACAUUUUUUUGUGUCAAGUGGGGCAGGAUUAGCCCUGUAUAUUGUUCUUAUCAUCACUCCUUUCAUUACAUUGUGCCCGCUGUAUUACUAUCACCAGAAACAUCCGGUCAAUUUCUUGCUUCUUGGGUUGUUUACAGUUACUCUGGCUUUCGCUGUGGGAUUGACUUGUGCCUUCACCAGUGGCAAAUUAAUAUUGGAGUCCGUCAUAUUAACCACAGCAGUUGUGGUCAGUUUGACACUCUACACAUUUUGGGCAGCAAAGAGAGGCCAUGAUUUCAAUUUUCUUGGACCAUUCUUAUUUGCUUCCCUUAUAGUUCUCGUGUUAUUUGCCUUCAUCCAGCUAUUGUUUCCUCUGGGUAGGCUCUCUGUGAUGAUCUAUGGUUGUUUGGCGUCCAUUUUGUUCUGCGGAUACAUAAUCUAUGAUACGGACAAUUUAAUCAAGCGAUACACUUACGACGAAUACAUCUGGGCAGCAGUUGGCCUGUAUCUCGACGUUAUCAAUCUCUUCCUAUCUAUAUUGACUAUUUUCAGAGCUUCUGAUAGUUGAGAAACAAAGUUAUGCUUGGGAAUAUUGUUUUUUUUCUUUAAAAAAAUAUAUAUUUGGUAUUAGGGCUAUGGUGCAGUAGUCUCUGUAAAAAAAAUGUUACUAAUUCUAUGUUCUCUAUAGAAGUGGCGGCUAUUACAAACAUGAGUAAGACAAAAAUUAAUUGUUUGCAAGGUUGAUGAAUAUAUGAGCGAACAUUAGAGAUUAGACU
Molecule: messenger RNA, 1122 nt
Organism: Solanum dulcamara
Lineage: Eukaryota; Viridiplantae; Streptophyta; Magnoliopsida; Solanales; Solanaceae
Product: protein LIFEGUARD 2-like
Exons: 4
Coding region: 174-914 (246 amino acids)
Cellular component (GO): membrane
Source: RefSeq, a predicted model, not a curated record